AAUUAAUAAUAAUAUACGGUUAUUAUUAUAUGUUGUACAUUUUAUUGUUGUUAUUAUUAUUUUUAUUUUUAUUUUUAUUAUUCGCCCAUAGAUAAUUGUAACGCAGGCGACCACAUACAUAGGUGUACCGUGUGCGACGGAGACGAUGCACCUCUGGGUUUCCGAUCUAUGUGCAUUUUUCUUCCCCUUCUAGCCGUCGGAAAAUGCUCUGCCUGUUGUUGUUCAGCACCAGUUCCAUCGCAGACACCAAAAACACAAUCCACUCGUUUCCGCCGACUGUUAUGACAGUGUCUCGUCGUUCGCGCACCGUAUCACAGAUCUGCACUGAUCGGCCGUGGAGUUUCACCAGAGUAGCAGUCAGUCCACAUUGAAUAAAUUAACGACAGCCGUAACGUUAUACCUGUCCGGGUACCUAAUCGUCUCGCUUCCCAACCGCCGACAUAUACCCUAGGUACCUACACACACGUACGGUUCACACUGCCAACCGACACAAUGAGCUCGGCUCAAGAAACGCUUGAUCUCAUAACGUUCGAAACGUUUUCGCACGCCUUUCCCAGAUCCAACGAAAUAUGCUAUGAUGUGAUGCGUUUUGAUUAUCCCGUACAACUGUCCGAAAUAAGAAUCAUCCCGUCGUCCAUGGUCAUGAACACAUCAAGCGGUGAAGUACCAGGAUCAACAAACCCGACAAAGUUUUCAGUACAGUUUUACAUCAACAACAUAAACAACGAGUCGGCUACGACGUUCGAAAACUUGGGCACGUUUGAAUAUGACGCCAACGCCAACAUCCAGUACAAAUGCAAUAGCAGAAUCUGGUCGGACCGAUUGAUUGUGAGCGGAUCGUACACGACCAUAUCGAUAGCCACAUUCGGAUCGUUGUGCGUGGACCCUGCCGUUGCUGCGGGCAACAGGACGACCGCUGGCUACGAUUUCGAUUCAAACAUCACGUCGUAUAUGUCCCAGUUGAAACUCAGCUCAAACACCAAAAACAACGUGUGAAAAACACACAUCGUUCACCACACGCUUCCCCUCUACUUUCCCCCCACCCCUAUUCUAUAAAAUUACCAUGGUUAAAAUAAUUAUCUACGAUUCGUCUGCGCUUUAUACGACAGAUUUAUUUUUCUAAUCGGUCAUUUUGCUCUUUGUUUUUCUUUUAUAAUGUUCCUAGUACAGAACAUAAUAAUGUUAUAAUAAUAUUCUAAACAUAUCGUAAUAGUUUUAUUUUUUUUUUUUUAUAUAUUUACUAUAAUAUAUUUUUGUUAUUCUAAUAUCAUAUUUUUUGUUCGAUGGAACACAACACACACACACACAAGCUAUGAAUUCACGUUUUGGAAUCAUUAUAUUUAAUACACGACUGAUGAAAAAAAUAAAAUAACAUAACCAAUUGAUCUCGUUACUUAUACAAUAUAAUGAUGUAUAAUAUUAUUAUGUAUUUAUAUGUAUUUUUUUUUAUCUACACGUGUUUUCUUUAGUGUUAGAAAAAUAAAAAUUACCAUAUAUUGUAUCCGUUUUG
Molecule: messenger RNA, 1510 nt
Organism: Adelges cooleyi (spruce gall adelgid)
Lineage: Eukaryota; Metazoa; Arthropoda; Insecta; Hemiptera; Adelgidae
Product: protein virilizer-like
Exons: 4
Coding region: 493-996 (167 amino acids)
Cellular component (GO): RNA N6-methyladenosine methyltransferase complex
Molecular function (GO): RNA binding
Source: RefSeq, a predicted model, not a curated record